Alnus glutinosa is the source of this 854-nucleotide messenger RNA. RefSeq names its product HMG1/2-like protein. Lineage: Eukaryota; Viridiplantae; Streptophyta; Magnoliopsida; Fagales; Betulaceae. Bases 176 to 625 code for a protein of 149 amino acids. The transcript is spliced from 8 exons. The record is from RefSeq and is a predicted model, not a curated record.
GUUUUUUUUUUGGGCCACGCCUCUCUCAAGCCCCUUCUUAUCUCUCUUUCUCUCACACACACAUACCACCACACCAGCAAAGCAAAAGCGUUAAUAUCUCUCAUCUCUCUCUCUAUUUUUCUCUUUGCCUCCUUAGUUUUCUUCUGGGAAAACCCUAACCCUAAAGAAAAUCGCUAUGAAAGGCGGUAAGUCUAAGGCUGACACCAGAAAAACCGACAGCAGGCUGAGAAGUAAAACUGCUGCAGCGGGAAAGAAACCAUCGAAGAAAGCCGCAAAAGAUCCAAACAAGCCGAAGAGGCCUGCGAGUGCCUUCUUCGUUUUCAUGGAGGAGUUUAGGAAGCAAUACGCAAAAGAGCAUCCCAAUAACAAGGCCGUGUCCGCGGUCGGUAAAGCUGGAGGAGAAAAAUGGAAAUCGCUAUCUGAAGCUGAGAAAGCUCCUUAUGUAGCCAAAGCAGAGAAGAGGAAGACCGAGUACAACAAGAGCAUGCAGGCUUACAAUAAGAAAUUGGCUGAGGGAGGAAACGGUGCGGAUGAGGAAGAGUCUGACAAGUCCAAGUCCGAAGUGAACGAUGAGGAGGACGAAGAGGAUGAGAGCGGAGAGGAGGAAGAUGACGAUGAAGAGUAGAUGAAAGCGCGGGGGGAUGAGCAAUUGGUGUAGUGAUUGCUUAGGACUACUUGCAAUUUCAGAUUCACUCUUUUGUCUAAUAUCAUAAAAUAGCUACUUUUUAUUUCCUUUAAUGGUAGAAUUAGAUUAGAGAAAGAAGGGAUUAGUUUCAGGAUCUUCCUGUGUUCCCAUGUGGUUCUGUACCUAAUCUUUUCCUCCUUCAAUGAUUUAGCCUGAGAUAUUGCCUUCA